UUUGCGUCAAUUUGAAUGACAUCAUCAUCAGAUACAGAAGCAGAGAAGACUAAGGCGAGCGUGAGCAUGACGUAUGCUCUUUGUUUGAUUCUUGAUGACAACAGCAGAAAUAUGGCGACGGGUGUUAGUGAGAAUUUUUCGCAGGAAAACGACGAUUUAAAGCCUAUAAAAAGCGAUGUAGAGCUUCAAGAAAUAUUCAGAAAGCUGCAAGUCCAUCGUAGAAUAAAAAUAUUAUCGACUGGAUAUGGAACAGUUGCAGAUAGGAGGUCUUUUCCAAAACAUUGUGGAAGUUUACCCGAAAAACACAAGCGAAGAAAGCUUUUAAGACCAGCAACUUUUUCGUGGCAUAGUGGAGUAAAUAGUUAUGAAAAGAAAAUGAAAGAGGAACAAAAUUCGAGGGGAAAGACUGGCAGUCGACCUGAAUGUAGAUCAAUCACUCUUUGGACCUCACAGCGCCCAGUCCAAGGAUGUGGGGAACAGUUUAGAAAGGGAGUUAAUGUAAAAGCUUCAGAGUCGUUGAAUAUGGACGACACUACACCAGAUGAACUUGCUGCGUACGUUGACCAAGUACUUCACCUUCCUAAACCGAUGUCACAAAUGGCUGAAAUGAUGUAUACUUGAUGUAGACUUUAUGUAGAUGUAAUGUGGGUAUGUGGUUGUUGAACAAAUCAAGAAAUCAAGGUCGCUUGUUGGUAAAUGCUACUUUAUUUUGAUGCGUGUUUGUCAGAAUGUUGUUUUGAUAAAUUUUGCAAGAUUUUGGUGCAAUGCUUGGUUGAAUCUUUUGCAAGAAUGAUUAUGACACAAGUCUCUGUUGUAAUACAUAUUAUUUAUUGAUAAUAUUUUUCCAUAAUUCGGUUCACAUUUUCUAAAUAAAAAUCAUUGACUAUCUUUAUGCUACCUGCUGCACAAAAUACUAAAGUCAUUAGUGCAAAGGUCCAUGUACUUUGGCUUUUGCAAAGAUAUAUUCACUCAAUUUAUAAAAGACUAGUAAACUUUAUUAAAACCUAUUUAUUAAA
This is a messenger RNA of Xenia sp. Carnegie-2017, 1016 nucleotides long. RefSeq lists its product as uncharacterized. NCBI's taxonomy places the organism in Eukaryota, Metazoa, Cnidaria, Anthozoa, Malacalcyonacea, Xeniidae. The coding region runs from base 16 to 621 and encodes 201 amino acids. Gene Ontology annotation, biological process: cellular response to hydrogen peroxide. The transcript has 2 exons. The record is from RefSeq and is a predicted model, not a curated record.